UGCUUGUUGAAAAGAGCGAACGUAAUUCAACCUGGAUAUCCUUUCUCUAGGUCAGUCCCAAAGUUUCAAGUCCAAUUAUUUUCUGCAAUAAUAUUGUUCUAAAGCUUGGUUCUGCUGAUAACAAUUAACCUGCAUGAGGCAUGGCUUCUGUGUAAAGCCAUUGUUCUUUCGGAUAGUGUUACAAAUUUAUGAUCUGUAAGUUCAGAAAAAUACAUGAUCUGACGACAUAUUUUGGAUUAUCAACGUAAACCGUGGUUGUUGAGACGGGACUAUAAUAUUAUUGACGGUCAAUGCAGAGUUGUCAAUAUCUAACAUUAACUGUAGGAAAAUAGAUGUCUUAGAGCUGGAUCUUCGAGAUAAGACCAUGUUGCUCCUUGUCGCAUCAGCUAUCCUUCUGCUUGCCAUUCCCACGGGGGUGGAUGCGGGCUGUUGCUGCCCUACGUUUUGGACAGCCUUUGAUCGACAUUGUUACAGGUUGUUUAGCCAGAAUUUGACUUGGUCCGAUGCCGAGACGUUUUGCCAGAGUUACACCGUGCCCUCUCUAGGGGGCGGGCUAGCAAGCAUGGACACUUUGGCUCAUUUGGUCUCGGUUCAUUCUCAUGCAGAGCAAAACUUCAUCAAUAUUCUCUACGAAACUUCACGAAAGAAAGACGAUACUAUCGGAGGACUUUGGCUUGGCAUUCACGAUUUGACCACCGAAGGUGAAUUCAAGUGGUCAGACGGGUCCGACAUCGACUACACCGCAUGGGCACCACGUCAACCAGACGCCAGUACAACUAAUUCUGACUGCGGCGUUAUCCGAUCGGGAGCGGCCCGCAUUUACCCUGGACUGUGGCGUGAUGGACCGUGUGUACAACCACCCUCAGGGGUUGUCCAUUACUUCAUCUGUAAACUUCAAAUAUGGUCGAACUAACCAUUUAGAUCUUUUCAGGAAAUGUUUUUUUAAAGGGUUAAAGUGAUCAGUUUUUUUCCUUGA
This is a messenger RNA of Strongylocentrotus purpuratus (purple sea urchin), 976 nucleotides long. Its product is annotated as echinoidin. The transcript has 3 exons. Gene Ontology annotation, molecular function: signaling receptor activity. Bases 365 to 913 code for a protein of 182 amino acids. NCBI's taxonomy places the organism in Eukaryota, Metazoa, Echinodermata, Echinoidea, Camarodonta, Strongylocentrotidae. The record is from RefSeq and is a predicted model, not a curated record.